UUUGGUAAUUUGUCCAGUUUUCACGCCAUCUGUCUCUAGAUUUUACGCCUCCGCCCUAAUACGAUGGAAGUGAAUGGGAUUUUGUUUGUGGCAAACAAAGCAUUGAAGAAUUAGACUUAGAAAAGCAGUGUCAACAUGUUCCACAAUCACAGUCUCCACAUUACUCCACAGUUGAUCCACAGAACUAUGUCGUCAACAGUUUUCAUGUAUUUUUUGCUUAGGAAAUAGUAAGAAAAUUUAUGACUAUAGAGUACUUUUCUUCAGGACUGUGAAUGAAUGUUGAAUCAAAAUUCUACGACGCAUAGUAGCUCUGUUUAUACUACUUUCUGGAGCCUGCUUGGGGGGUGCUUUCCACACAUGUGAAAAUUAAUGUAAUAGUGACCCAGAAUGAACAAUACCAGGACCCUGAAUCUAAACUAGCUAAAGGGGAUUUAGCUAUCACUGAAGUAAGCAGCUACGCAAGCAUUUCUUUCUUUUUUUUUUAAACCAGUACAGAAAGUACAUGAAGCAGCCCACAAGACGUUCUAACCAGGCUGGAAGUCCCCACCAGAGAGGAACAGAGAACGACCUAAGGGGCACUGAUGUUCACAGAGAUCAACUUCAUCUUCACCUUCUGCCUUGCCCAGUCCCUUAUUUCAACAUCGACAGUGAUCCCCAAAGAAACUUCAUCCAAGCUUCCUAAAUGACUAGCAGCCAGUAGUUCUGUCCUCUGUCCAAGGACUUCAGCACCUCCUCGCUACCUGUAAGAAAGAUUAAUCGGACAGGACUGUAUGUGGAUUAAACAGAAGCCAACCCCCUUGCCCAUGAAGUCAACAAUGGUUGUUGUUAGUUGUGUGGUUUCAGACUUUGAGACUGGUGAGAGACUAAAACAAUCUAUUCCGUACAUGUCUUACAUACUACACAGACAGUUACACUGAGCAUGUUUUAAGUCACAUUUAUGUUGUUCUGUCUACUGUGCUGCACUACUGGAAGAUGCUUUAAUAAAUGAGUAUAUCACUGGAAGGAACAUUUAAACUGUCUGGCCGACACUGCCAUUUCAAUCUCCCUGGACACCUAGUCCUGCUACAAUUUGCGUACCGCAGAUGACUCACCUGGACAUCAGGUUUCAUUAAGUUUGCUGUUUACACAGUUGUGGUGGGCCUGACCUCCAAAGAGAGGGCCUACCAAGGACAUGCCUCACCUCGAGUGUCUCACCUGAAGGAGUGUCACCAGGAGAACAACCUCUCUGUGAAUGUCAGCAAAACUAAGGACAUGAAAGUGGACUUUGGGAAGAAGAAGGAGAGGAGCUACUCUCCCCUUAUGACCAAUAGAGAGAGCCCCAGUGAAGAGGGUGCGUCUGUAUCUCCCCUCACUUCAACACCUUAGUGUGUAGAACCACUUAGGGACUUCAGGCUUUAUACCUGAGGCUUCUACCUUUCAUGGUGCUUAAGACUGCCAGGUUUGAAAACAGCUCUAAGAGGGACUAUCUGACCCUGCAGAGGGUGGUGCGGUCAGCCUCGACAAGACUUGAAUGAUAGUACUGUUCAUAUAUAUACUGAUUUUCUACUGAAGGAAAUGCCCGUUUGACACUGUCAACAGAGAUUAUUCCUUUGUUAGAUAGUAGUUCCAAUAAAAACUGUUCACAGCAAUGUGUGAAUUAUCCUUCGCAAUGAGGACACUGUUUCAUUUAUAUUUAUGCUGUGAGCGCCACAAAUUAAAUUCCAUUUUGCUCCAUUGAUUUGUGAUGGAGGUGGAUGUAACCAUCUGCACGACAAUACUAAUAGAGGUGAGAAUUUCUUCUUUUUUAAAUAAUUGUUAUUGGGAUGAACUGAUUCAUUAAAACAUAAUCUGUAUUCCAUUGUUUGAACGAUUCCCAGUGCCAAUAAAGAGCCUCCAAAUGAUUCAAGAGAAUAAACUCAUUGGCCAUUAUGGCAGCAAAAUGUUCAAAAUACACACACAAUAAAGAGAAAGACAAAAAAGAAGUUGUUGAGUCAUAUUCCUGUGCAUUUCUUAUACUUCCUAAAUGUUGUCCAUGUCUGUUGAUACCUCACUGAAAGCUGUCUCACCAACAUCAGAUAUUGCCUUCUCUUGUAAUGCUAACCUGUUCCUGCUCCGUCUGCUGGUCCUCUGUGCUAUCUGACUACCCCUUGCUCUUGUUUUGGAAUGGGGCUGUGUGUCAGGACCGCCAUGGUUUUGCAUGUGGGGUUGGAGAUCAGUGUCAGUUUCCAACAAGGGCUCUAUAUUUAGCUGGUAAGGGGACUGGGUGACCCAGUCUGACUGCAACAGACUGUACAGACACACUCCUCUGGACCCCAAUACUUGUUCACUUGCUGCCUGUUUCAUUUUUAUCUGUGUGUGGUGUCUCCUGGUGCUACUUGUGUUUCUUAUUGAAGAGGAGAUUGACCUGCAGUGUGGCUCUGCUGCGUGGCAAUGGAGCUGUCAUCUGUGGCCUACUGAGAAUACAGCUUGGUGAUUAGUGAAGUGGCAAUUAGAGGGGAUCAUGUGCCAGUCUGAGGUGCCAGAGCCCAGACUGGGCCUGAACAGUCCUGACCCGCUGGUGAGAGAGGCUUUUCUGAUGGCCCAUGACUACAUAGACUAUGUAACCACAGGGGGGGCAGAUGGCACCAGAGGUCCUGCCCCUACAGCCUGCACCGCAGCCCUGCGCCACGCCGGAGACGAACUCCUCACCCGCUUCCCCAUCUUCUUCAGGCGCUGGCCUCGAGUCUUCCAGGAUGUGAAGGAGAACACCGCCUGCCCCAUGCUCGUGAGCAUCUUGGACGAGCACUUCUUCCCCCAUGUCCCUGGGGGGCGGCGCAGGGAGCUGGCUUGGAGUGCGGUGUUGUCAGUGUAUGUGCUGGCUGGCCAGAUGGCACUGCAUUGCCACGAGAAGGGCAUGGCGGUGGUCCUGCCACAGCUUAAGGAGUGUGUGGGGGCCUAUGUGGAGAGGGUCAUCUGUCCAGACAUACGAGAAAAGGGAGGAUGGAGCGGUUUUGUGACACGCUUUGGAGAGAAGCCGGGCUUGGAGAGCCAGGUGAAGAGAGUGUGCUGUUGGACACUGUUGGCACUGGCCAUAAGCAUUCUCACCUACUGCUUGUGGAAAAGAAUGGCUUAGCCGAGGCUGCCACCUAGUGAUCACGACUGGAAACUAUAACAGGGAGCUCCCAUACUGAAAUACUGGUAGAGGACCAGUGUGUAGGAUUUAAUGACAUCCAGCAGUGUAGUUACUAAUUGCAACCACCCUCACCUUCAACCUCUUCUUACAAGUAUGUAAGAGAAAGCACAAUGUGUAAAAAAAAGAAAACGCCCCUUAUAGAGCAUGUGUUUGGUUUAUAAGUUCUGGGCUACUGCAGAAAUAUGGUGGACAUGUGGAAGAUGACCCGCUGAUUCUGUAGUAAAACAGAAUUAUUUUCAGGUGAUUAUACAUUAUAUCCCAUUUCUAUCACUGUACAUCUGGUGGCAUAAAUCUGACACACUGGACCUUAAAAUAACCCUCCCAUCAGAAUUAACAGCAUCAAUGUUCUGGUGUUAAUGUAUGAAUCUGGAGGAUUUCAAUCAUUCCAGGCAAAAAAAAAAAAGCCACUUGUGCAGCAGUGUAUGGACUCUGAUCUGGUAUUAAACCAUUUUGGUGUGAACUCCAUGUAGCCUGGAUUAAAGAGCAAAAUGAUAUCACCUGUUAUUCUGGUUUAUGCCUUUAUUGAAGACACGUCUGUUCAUUGUGUCACCACCAUUUAAAACAAAUGCUCAUCAUGUAGUUUUAUUUACCUUUACUAUUUGACAGCCAUUUCAGUCUCACUCAAAGAAUGCCAGUAAUGCAGCUGCACUUUAUGUACAGUGCAUCUGCUCAACUAACUAUUGAGUCACCCAAAUCAAAUAAAGUAACUUAACACAAGGAAGGCAAACUGAUUAUGCAGAAGAACUUUUAUUAACAUUACCAUUUAAGGCAGACUUUCAAAUGUGAAGAACUUUAUGAACACCUGUUUAGGUAAACUU
This is a messenger RNA of Larimichthys crocea (large yellow croaker), 3969 nucleotides long. It is a transcript of the gene bcl2l16, whose product is annotated as BCL2 like 16. Gene Ontology annotation, cellular component: mitochondrial outer membrane. Lineage: Eukaryota; Metazoa; Chordata; Actinopteri; Sciaenidae. Gene Ontology annotation, molecular function: BH domain binding. Gene Ontology annotation, biological process: release of cytochrome c from mitochondria; intrinsic apoptotic signaling pathway in response to DNA damage; regulation of apoptotic process. Bases 2480 to 3091 code for a protein of 203 amino acids. The transcript is spliced from 3 exons. The record is from RefSeq and is a predicted model, not a curated record.